AUGGGGAGGAUGGCCCUUUUGCUGUCUCACGGUUCUGAUAAGCCAGAUAACGAGGUCCAGCUGCAAGCUGACGGCCCCCCUGAUGGUGGCACUGGCGCCUGGCUCGCUAUUCUCGGCGCCUACUUCGGCUGGAUAAACAGGCCUACCGUCGGCUUCUUAUUUAACAAGUAUAGCCCGACGCCGCUCAUUCUAGUCGGCACGUUCUUGCAUAUCUUUGGACUCAUAAUGGCGUCCCUAGCAACCGAGUACUACCAGUUCCUCUUGGCCCAGGGCGUCUGCAGUACAAUCGGUCUUAGCUUUUUAUACUCGCCCGGCCUUGCGAUGGGCGUUAUGGUGACCGGCUCGUCUCUCGGCGGCGUCGUCUUCCCCAUCAUAAUCAAUCGCCUAAUUGAGAAUCCGAGCACCGGAACAGCACUAGCUCCCAAGAAGACGCAGGCCGUAACCCUGGCCGCUCCCUUUAAAGAGUUCCCUUUCGUUAUGAUGUUGCUGGGAAUGUUCAUCCUAAUGUACGGCAUCUUUAUUCCGGUCAACUUCUUGGCCUUGCAGGGUUUGGAGCACGCCCACGUGUCCGAAUCCAUGUCGCUCUACUUAGUGGCCAUCUUCAAUAGUGCGAGUCUCUUCGGGCGUCUGGGCUCUGGAUACUGGUCUAACAUCGCCGGCCGAUGGAACGUGUUCAUCAUCGCCGGUGCCGCCUCAGGCAUCAUCGAGCUGGCCCUCUGGAUCCCGGCCACAUACGAGGCCGCCACCAUCGGCUUCGCCGUCGCGUUCGGCUUCCUCUCGGGCGCCUUCGUCAGCCUCCUCGCGGCCCUGCCGGCAACCGUGUCCCCUCUGCCCGAGAUCGGCUACCGGAUCGGCGUCGUCAUGCUCAUCCUCUCGCUUCCCGCCCUCACCAUGGCGCCCAUCGGCGGGAGCAUCUUGCAGAGCGCGAGUUCGGUCGACGAUGGCUGGCUGCACGUCAAGAUCUUUGGAGGUGUUAUGUCCCUCGCCGGGUCGGCCGUCGUCUUCUACGCCAAGACUCUCUACACUAAGAAGGUCUGGGCGGUUUUUUAAAAGACAGUGGAGGCUACGCACACAAGCACACGCGCCCACCAAGUCAAGUUCACAGGGGCGCGUUAAGAAGGCGUGAUUGUUAGUCUGACACCUAUAGUGCUUCAUCACAGCAGUAGGGGAUCAAUUGUCGAUGCUAGUGAAGGGCAUCAGGCCUCAGGCAACAUAGGAUAGAAACGUCUUGUCAUAGCAUACUCGUUCGUGCAAAUUACUUUGCCUCUUACAGACACGAAGCCGUGGUGCCACGGCUUUGUUCCACAACCUUAAAUUCAAG
Microdochium trichocladiopsis is the source of this 1321-nucleotide messenger RNA. Its product is annotated as major facilitator superfamily domain-containing protein. The transcript has 7 exons. Lineage: Eukaryota; Fungi; Ascomycota; Sordariomycetes; Xylariales; Microdochiaceae. Gene Ontology annotation, molecular function: transmembrane transporter activity. The coding region runs from base 1 to 1050 and encodes 349 amino acids. Gene Ontology annotation, cellular component: fungal-type vacuole membrane. The record is from RefSeq and is a predicted model, not a curated record.